CUGUUGUUGCCAACAACAAUACACAGUCUUCUCUCUCUUGGAAUUUCUGCCAGGCUUGAACGAGCACUGCACCAAUUUCUCGGAAGUCGCUGGCGCUGCUUUCCGUGCUGGGACAGGGAAGGGGGAGCCGUAGCACGCGCACAUCCCCGCGCGUGGAAAGCUGCGAGCCUGGGCGACUGCGAUUCCCCAGGCUGGACGACGACGAGAGACCAGGCAGUCGCUGCUCGUGGCGGGCGUCCGAUGCGAGGCCUGCAACACCACGGGAGUCCUGUAGCAUCGCAGUGACGACGGCAUCAUGGACCGCUCGUCACGCUCUUCGGUCAACAGCCGCCGCACCAACUCGCACGCCGCGCGAGAGACUCUGCGCCGCAACAUGAGUGGCAGCUACUCCAAGCGCAAUACCCACGUUUCCGAGCACGAUGCCUACCUUUACGCCCUGCGCGCCGCAUACCUGGUUUAUCUGCUGCAGCCGCGGCAGAAGCGGGUGCAGCAUGUUGCCAACACCUCCAAGCCCAUUCAGCGGAGUGGCACUUCGAUCAAUGACAUGGUCCGGGAUUUCAGUUUGAUGCGAGACAGCAAGAGCACCAAAUUCCCCCAUGGCUUCAUGACGGCGCUCGAUAAGCGCCUGACGGGCGUGUUGACCGGCACGGAGAAGAUGCCUGAGUAUCACAACAGCGAUAUCAAGAGGACUUUUGGUGUGUUCUUGAAUGAGUUCAAGAAUCCCACUUUCCGAAAGAGUAUGGAGAAAGAUAGAAAGGUUGAGGAUUUGUUGUUGAUCUUCUUUUCAAAGGCCACGGCCACGCUGCAGCUGGGAAAAGGGCCAGAAGAUGACGGUUGGAAACUCAUGGUCGACCGCCACGUAGCGCUGUUCGUCAGGCUCAUUAGUAGCACACUGAACAACAACGACUGGACCAGAGACCGACCUGAACUCACAAGCAGGCUCAAAUCGCUGGAGACCAAAUUAUUACAACACGAUCAGGACCUUGCAGAUGAGAAACAGAGAAAUGGCGGUCAAGGAGGCACCAGCGUGGAAGUCGAAGUGCCACGUUCGUACGAAGUGAAGGAUAUGCCGCUAGUUAUCAGAGUGUGUAGGGUAUUCUCGAAACCGACAGUGCAGGCCCAGAACGAUAUAAACGCGCACAAGGACCAUUGGACGGAGAAAGAGGCGUUGCGAGAUUUGAAGGAGUACCAAACACAUUUGAGUCUGAAUACCCGGGUAACAUUGUCGAAGGAUGAUUUUGACCUGGAUGAAGCAUACGAGGCGUGGCGAAAAGGUGAACUCAGUGAAUUGAGCCAGAUGAUGCUGGCUCUGCUACAGUCAGAUCCGACUCUUGCGAAGAGCUCGAGCGCAGUGCUCCCUCAGCUGAAGGCCCCACAUACCGCAAACAACGACGCCAUGUACAGCGAACUAGGCAAGUCUCUCUCGAAGCAGGGCAGUGAGCUCGAUGCCAGCUAUGUGUUAGAUCACCCCGUGGAUAUUAGUGGACUGAACUUGGACGAUUCCUCGCCGCGCGACUCUGGUACCGGAUCGAUCGACGGAUCACAAGGCAAUUUCACAUUCAUCCCACCCGACGUCAAAGCGUAUUACAGACAGGCACUCAAGCUCGCGUUGACCGCCGACCUCGAAGACGAAGAUGUGCAGGCGAACGGAGAUGGGCCGAAAUUGAUUUCCGCCCCUACACAAGAACUUCUCAACGAGAUAGCGCAGCGAUGGCGAGUGCCAGCUUUUACGAGGAUGGUGUUAUUCCUGGACGUCAUCCGAGAAAAGUACCAGAACCAAGAAAUAUCGCUCGAUACAUUAGACGCGGCAUUCCAAUUGGCCAAGUCACCGCCCCCGGAGCCGAAGAAAGGCAAGGCUCAGUCGCCAUUUGUGGACUUCUACGAUCGAAACAAGUGGACUGUCAGCGAUUUCGCAACAAUGCAAAGCUUAUUGAAUGGGCUGCAGGACGCUCUGUUGCGCGAAUUCUAUGAUAUGUUUCAACACGUGUACGAGAACAAACCACCAGCAUUUUCUACCAUCAUGGUUGUAUUGGAGGAACAUGUGUGGUCCGAUCCGUCCUUUAGUAGGAAUGAGGAAGACAUGACCGCUUUCGCCAACAUGAUGACCGAGCAAUUACGUGGCAAGGCGCGGGAUCAGUACCAUGACCUUUUAUCGAAACAUGUGCCAGAUGAGUCUGCCAACUGGGAGUUCUUCAACGUUAUUCAGCUGGGCCAAGCAGUGACAGGACUGUGCAAUAAGAUCCAGAAGCGUUUUAGGAAAAUGCCGGAUGUAAUGGGGGUGAAGCCACUUCCCAUCUUGGUUGAAGAGAUCCUACCUUCAUUCUCGAGCGAUGCGAAGGAGCUUGUUGCACGCAUCAUGGAAGUUACUAAAGCACGCGGGGAGGAGGUUCCGGUGCAAGACGGCUUCGAGCUGUACGCAGCCAUGGUUGAGAUCCGUGGCGUUUACUCACAAGCUCUGCCUGGACGAGAGUUUGCAUUCGAUAUUGAGCAUCACCUGCAGGACUUUGUAUGGCGUUGGAUAAAUUUGACUGACAGCAAACUUCUCGACUGGAUCGAAGGCAGUGUUGCUCACGACGACUUCAAGAUCAGGCAAGAUCCAGCCGCAGAGGCACGUGGAGAGUCACCUACUGACGAGGAGCGACACUCUCAGAGUGCAAUCGACGUUUACCGGAUCUUCAACCAAAGUAUCGAACAAAUUAUCAAGCUCAACUGGGACAAUGACUUGCAAUAUGCGAAGUUCAUGACUGCGAUCAGCAAGUCGAUCGGCAAAGGCGUGGCGCGGUAUUGCGAGCUCGUGGAGACGAAGUUUGCGAAAGAAAUGGACCGCCAGACGCCAGAACAAGAAGCUCGCGCACAACAAACGCAACGUGAAAGAUGGAUGUCAGUUGCGCGUGAUGCGUGGGCAACUGGCAGCCUCAGUCAAAAGAUCGAACCCUUCAAUUUCUGGCCCGAAAGCUUUGUCAAGAUCAACGACAUUGAGUACGCGACGCUUCAGCUUGAUAAAGUCGAGGCUGAGAUGAAUGUCGAUGCUUGCGUGGAAGCGAUUCAAAGACAUGAGCCUCCGCCUCCGCCAAGUGUUCGCAAGCGAGGCAACAACAAAUGCAUGUUCACUAUAAAGAUCAUUGAAGCCGAGGACCUCAAAGCAGGUGAUAUGAAUGGAUUGAGUGACCCGUACGUUGUCCUUGGUGACGAGUACCAGAAACGCUUGGCCAAGACGAGGACAGUUUACCAGUCCUUGAACCCGCGAUGGGACGAGACCAUCGACAUUCUUACGACAGGGCCGCUCAACAUCAUCGCUACAGUAUGGGAUUGGGAUGCACUCGGUGACCACGACUGCCUUGGUCGCACGAGUCUAAAGCUUGACCCUAACCAUUUCAAUGACUUUCUGCCUCGUGAGUACUGGCUGGACCUCGACACACAAGGCCGCGUCCUUGUGCGAGUGAGCAUGGAAGGCGAGCGAGAUGACAUCCAAUUCUAUUUCGGCAAGGCAUUCCGCACCUUGAAGAGGACAGAGCGUGAUAUGACGCGGAAGAUCACUGACAAGUUGCUGGCCUACAUUCAACAAUGUCUGUCUCGUCGAACGCUUCGAGGACUCACGAGCACGUCCACCUCCGCUGCCAUCGCGGGCGUGUCCAUGAACACGAUGCGAGGCUACUUCUCACGGGUGACGAAUCAAGUCCAAGGCAAAUCACAUGCCGUUGCUACGCCGCCUCCGCAAGCGCCGACAGGUUCGGCGCUGGUGGAGCAAGCCAACAAUGCGCUCAAACCGCUCUUGCAGUACUUCGAUGAUAACUUUGCGAUUAUGAAGCAGACGCUCACGGAUAGCGCGAUGACCAUGGUGAUGACCAGGCUGUGGAAAGAAGUCCUGGUUCAGAUUGAGAGCUUGCUAGUGCCGCCGCUCAGCGACAAGCCGUCUGCACAGAAGCCACUCACGCAAGCAGAAGUCGAUGUGGUCUACAAGUGGUUACAGAUACUCUUCGAGUUUUUCAAUGCCAUGGACCACGAGACCGGCAAAGCAGAUGGCGUUCCGACAGACGUGCUCAAGAGUCCGAAAUAUCAUGACCUCCAGAAUCUCGCAUUCUUCUACUUCGAAUCGACAGACAACCUAAUUCGUACAUCUGAAGCCAUGGCUUCCGCGACAGCUGCGCGACAGCAAGAGCAAGCUGCUCGCCUCAAUCGCAUGUCUGCGCCUGCUGGCUUCCUUUCUCCAGCACUCGGAGGAACACGUCGUAGCAAAUCGAUCUUGCAAAAGAGGAAUCUUGGUACAAUGCGCAAGGCCAAGGAAGAGAAGAGGAAGGAGGCACAAGCCGAUCCGAACGACGACAUGAUUUUGAGAAUUCUCAGAAUGAGGCCGGAAGCAGAAAGAUAUCUCAAAGAUCGUAGCAGGCAGAAAGAGCGACUUGCGGCUGCAGCUGCGGCAGAAGCCAUCGUUCGGCAGAGUCUGCAAUCUAGCAGGGCUGGACAUUCGCACUCUCAGAGUUUGGGCGGACAAAGGGGCGGUAUGCAGAGAGGUGGUAUUGCGCGGCAGUGGGGUACGAUCAAGGAAUAAUUAAGAGCAUGAACAGUUAGUUGAUUUUGCAUUUCGAAGCAAGCUCUUGGAGGGUAAUCAUGGGUAUGCGUACUCUUGCGGCAUCAACGGCACAGCAUGGACAGACCAGCGCGGCGUUUUGUGUGCAUUGAUCGGGAGCGUUUCUGACUUUUGAUAUACCCUAUGUAGUUACGCAGCGAUCACAUGUCUUUUGAAGUGGGUUUAUCGAAGCCUGGUCUCUUUCUACCCCGUCGAGGAUCCCAUAGCCGAUUUCAAAUGCCACCUUCCGCACGCCGAAUCCUUUUCCCGUUUGGCUUGCGGCCAGCAAAGCCAGCAUUGAGCUUUCAAGAGCACUUCAAGUACAAGUUGGGGCCACGCCUGUGAUGGCGUGAUAAUCCGCCCGUCAUACUUGGUCUCUAACGAUGAGUCUCCUGCUUACAAAGGUCGACACUGUAAGCCUCAAAAGCAUGUCUCCAAAGCCACAUAUCGGAAAACUCUCUCAUGCGAACUGGCACAAAUCACACCA
Messenger RNA from Cercospora beticola, 5054 nucleotides. RefSeq lists its product as uncharacterized. The record is from RefSeq and is a predicted model, not a curated record. NCBI's taxonomy places the organism in Eukaryota, Fungi, Ascomycota, Dothideomycetes, Mycosphaerellales, Mycosphaerellaceae.